Molecule: messenger RNA, 3303 nt
Organism: Telopea speciosissima
Lineage: Eukaryota; Viridiplantae; Streptophyta; Magnoliopsida; Proteales; Proteaceae
Product: disease resistance protein RGA2-like
Exons: 2
Coding region: 1-3303 (1100 amino acids)
Biological process (GO): defense response to other organism
Molecular function (GO): protein binding; ADP binding
Source: RefSeq, a predicted model, not a curated record
AUGGCGAAUAAAUUGAUUUCUGAUGCAUUGAAGGCCCUUAUUUCUGAUGAAUUGAAUGACUUAAUGACCAUCGUGCAAAACGGGUGCAGAGGCCAUAAAGAACUAGAGCAAAAAUCUUUCAUCCUCCAGAAAAUCCAAGCAGAUAUUCAGGACGAAGAGGCGAAAUCCCUCAAAUCAAUGGAAAGAGGUUCUGAGGGCUGGAAAGCAAAGCAUGCCGAUUUUCUAAAGCUGAAAGACCUGGUCUACGAUGUUGAAGACCUCAUAGACAUAUUAAUUUCCGAGGCUCUCACUUCACAGAUUCAACAACAUGAAGGCCACUUCGUUGUUUCUCGGAUUGGCACCAGGGCUUUCCAUGCCCAAACCCAAAUUGAUGAUGAACAGGGGAGCAAUGGUCUGGUUGCCCGAACUAGUGACAAGGUUCGCAAAUCCUUAACCCUUUUUCGUGAUUUCUUUCCCUUGAGAAAGAUUCGUCUUAACAGUGAGAUUGGUGAGUUGAAAGCUAAAAUAGAGACGAUAUCCCAAAAGGAGGUGGAACCCUCUUCUGGGUUUAGGGUCUAUUCUGAAGACCCAAAAUCUUUUCCUGAGAUACACGUUUUUGGGAGGAAGGCUGACAAAUUGGAUAUAAUUGAAAUGUUAUUGUCAGAUGAAGAGGAGAUUGAGCAGGCAUUUCCUGUGAUUUCUGUUCUUGGUCCAGUGGGUAUUGGGAAGACGACCCUAGCUCAACUUGUCGCCUGUGAUGAGAAGGUGAGGGAGCAUUUUGAUAUCAGAAUGUGGGUUCCUGUUGGUGAUUGUGAAGGUUCUGAUUUUGAUGCGGAAGGGGUUUCUAAGUUAAUUUUAGAAUCUGCAAACUUCACAUCAUCUGAUGGCUCUGAUCCCUCACAGUUUCUACAAGAAUUUGUGACAGGGAAGAAAUUUUUCCUUGUUUUAGACGAUGUGUGGGCUGAGGAUGUCAAUAGGGUGUUGCUAUGGAUAAAAACCCUUCAAACUGGACAUAAGGGAAGCCGGAUUUUGGUCACGACCAGAAGUGAGAAGGUGGCGAAUGAAUUGGGCACACCUUACUUGUUGCAGCCUCUGGACAAGAACUCUAUCUAUCGUCUGUGUGGAUGUUUGGCAUUCUGGCACAGUGGAGUUUUUUUGAAGGGCGAUUUCGACCAGGACAGCAAGUUUAAGGAGCACUUCCACAGGGAGAUGUUUAAGAAAACUGGUGGAUUUCCUCUGUUUGCUAAGGCUUGGGGGGGCAUUCUUCUUUUGGAGGAUACGAAAGGAGGAUGGAAAUCUAUCAUGGAAUGUGAGAUUUGGGAUGCUUCCAGAUAUGGGAUGUGGCAACAAAACCCUCAGCAUAAUGUGUGGAAGGAUGUAUUACAGACUUCUGUAUCGAGUUAUGUUCGCUUGCCUGCAUAUCUGAAAAGGUGCUUCAAGUACUGUUCACUAUUCCCGAAAGGAUUCUGGGUCGAUAAGGAAGUGUUGACCCAGUUAUGGAUGGCUGAAGGUUUUAUCAAUCAUGAGAAAAUUGGUGGGGAUUAUUUUGAUGAACUGUUGUCACAAACUUCUUUCUUUAAGGACAUAGAGAGAGAUGACAAUGGUAACAUAGUUAGAUGCAAGAUGUAUGAGCCAUUACAUGAUAUUGUUCGUUACAUAGCAGAGGAUGAAUGCUCUGUUAUGACAGAUGGAACCUUCAAAGGACCCCCAUUGACUUCAAGUACCCGCCAUUCAUCAUUGCAUUUUUUAGAGAAGACAAAGCCUAUUCUCAGCUCAUUGGACAAAGCUAACAAAAUGCGCACCCUUUUAUGUUUCGGGAAUCCGAGCUACCUCAGAGUGCCAGGUGAUUUCUUCUCUCAUUUGAAGUUUCUUCGUGCAUUAGAUUUGAGUCUACCUCUAAUAGAGGAGUUGCCACAUUCUGUUCGUACAUUGAAACAAUUAAGGUACCUUAAUUUAUCUUAUACACGAAUCAAGAAGCUUCCUCCAUUCAUAUGCAAUCUUUAUUUGCUUCAAACCUUGAAGGUUUCUCAUUCACUACUCCAUGAAUUGCCCAAAGGGAUUUGGAAGCUUCAAAAGUUGAGGCAUCUGGAAAAUGAUGCCACUCCCAUGAAUCAUUUACCACAUGGGAUUGGAAGAAUGAAUAAAAUGCAGACGUUGAGUGAGUUCAUUGUGGGAGGUGAGAAUAGCACUGGAGAGCUAGGGAAACUCACACAUCUCCAAGGAAACUUAAUUAUUAGUAAUAUGGAGAGAAUUAAUGAUAUGGAUGAUGCUGGAAGAGCAAAUUUAAAAGGGAAAGAAGGUAUAGUUUCUCUAGUUUUGGAUGGCAAGAAACAUCUGUGCCCACAAAAUUCAGAUUGCAAGAGGCGUUGCAAUUCUUUGUUAUUGGUGCAUAUGUAUAAGGAGGCUAUGGUGUCAAAAGAUUGCAGUGCUAGUGAGAUGGAGAGGGUGGCAGAAGUGUUUGAAGGCAUCAACCCCCAUAAAAACUUGAGAAGAUUGGAAAUAUGGAACUAUAUGGGAUCCAAGUUUCCCAAAUGGCUCGAGGAUGCAUCACUUGUGAAUCUUGUCUCUUUGAAAUUUUGUAAAUGCCUGAAUGUGGACCAUUUACCCCUCCUGAAAGGUGAACUUCCAUCCCUUAAGUUCCUCCAUAUAUGUGAAAUGGAUCGGAUUAAAAUUAUAGACCGCUGUGACCUAAAGGGAUUUCCAAAGCUAGAGAAACUAUUUUUGGAGAAAAUGCCUUGUUGGGAGACGUGGAAACUGGAAACAAAGGAAGGGGAAAGCCCUUGUUUCAUGGAACUGAUACUUAGUAAUUGUCCCAGUUUGAAAGUACUUCCAGCCCUGCCAGUAACAUUGAGGAAAUUAGCGAUUCGUAAUUGCCCAGCCAUUUGUCAUUAUAAACCUUUUCCACCUCUGGAAUACCUUGCGCUGAAAGGUAAUGUUGGAAGUCUACAUUCUAUACCAGAAAUUCCCCAGCUCAAGUCAUUGACAAUUGGGUCAUUGCCAGAAGUAAAUUCUUUACCAAGAGGGCUACACCAACUCAGGGAACUUAGGACACUGAAUAUCCACUUUUGCCCCAAGUUAGUUUCAUUGCCUAAUGAGCUGCAACAACUCACUAAACUUCAAGAAAUAAAUAUGGCUGGGUGUCAAGUUUUGACAGAGCAGUGGCAGAAGGGGAUAGAGGAAGAUUGGUCUAUGAUAGCUCGUGUUCCUGAUAUAGAGAUGGACAACGAAAAAUAUCCUCCAUCAAGUCCAACUGUCAACAAACUUCCUGCCUUCAUAAGGAAGCCUGAGGUAUUACGCAAUGAUGCUGUCGAUGGUGAAGAGUGA